This is a messenger RNA of Pelobates cultripes (western spadefoot toad), 318 nucleotides long. Lineage: Eukaryota; Metazoa; Chordata; Amphibia; Anura; Pelobatidae. The record is from the annotation of a GenBank genome assembly.
AUGCCCUUUUUAUACCGCCAGACGGGACGGAAAGUACGCCGCACAUCCAAGGCCUAUCCAGACUACAGGGCCUUUGAGACGGCGCUCCACAACGCGGUCUUCUCCACUGCCAUACCGCCCACGGAGCACACAGACACCGACCCGAUAAACAUGGGACGAAAAUCCCAGCGGAUAGCUACAGGUGCGUGCAAAGAUACCCAAGACAUUAGCACCAUGCUCCAGCGCACAGCGGCACCGAAAAUGGCGGCCACACCCGACCCAGACACAGGCUCCACGUGCUCGGAACUUGCCCUGGGGGACACCCUAGAACAUCACUCA